This is a messenger RNA of Bombus terrestris (buff-tailed bumblebee), 2104 nucleotides long. RefSeq names its product facilitated trehalose transporter Tret1. The transcript is spliced from 5 exons. Gene Ontology annotation, molecular function: transmembrane transporter activity. The record is from RefSeq and is a predicted model, not a curated record. NCBI's taxonomy places the organism in Eukaryota, Metazoa, Arthropoda, Insecta, Hymenoptera, Apidae. Gene Ontology annotation, cellular component: membrane. Gene Ontology annotation, biological process: transmembrane transport. The coding region runs from base 466 to 1851 and encodes 461 amino acids.
UCACACAUCAGUCUUCCAUGCGUCUGCAAUAAAUUUCGAAACAGUAGUUCUUAAUAUUGUUAUUAGCUAUUUGUGACGUGAUGUUGCGAUAACGGUGCAGAACUGCCAAUCACUCCUAAUGAAUGUUUACGUGAUCUGAUGUUUUUCAGAAAUUUCAUACCAUAUUCCGAUUCUAACCAGAUGAGUAUAAUCAAAGAUAAGAAAAAUGUAACCACAGAAAUUUCCAAGAUAAGAGCUUUUUCAUGCGCCCACGCUGAAAAGACAAACACAUGUGGCAUACAUAAGAAUCAAACUUUUACACACGGGGCAUAAAUAUAUCAAGGAUCUUAUCAGGAUGCAAAUCUUACGAUCUCGACUGGUGUCUUCUUGCUAUAAGUUCCAUGAAUUAUAUGAGUCAGUUCGGAUAAUUUCAUCCAACCUAGCAACGCAACCAUUACAUCCUGCACAUCUCGUCCAAAAAUCAAGAUGUCUAUUGAGAAUCCAAAGAAAGAUACGGAUAAAAAAAUCACGAUCUGGCCACAGUGGCUAGCCACGUGUACACUCAGCUUAGCUGUUAUCGGAAGUGGUCUCGCGAAUGGUUGGGCAUCGCCGUACUUGGCUCAACUGACAUCAACGGAGGCGAACAUACCUUUGAAACUGACAGAUACCGAAGCGUCCUGGGUAGCCUCCCUUUUAAAUCUUGGUCGCCUGGCUGGGGCUUUGCUCAGUGCACUGUGUCAAGAGUAUAUUGGACGAAAAAAGGUACUUCUGCUUGGUGGGGUACCAUUGACCGCAAGCUGGAUAUUCAGCAUUUGUGCUACAUCAGUCAUGUGGCUCUACAUCUCUAGAUUCUGCUCGGGAAUCGGAUCAGGAAUGAUGUGGGCUGCAUUGUCCUUGUAUCUAGGCGAAAUUGCCAAUCCGAAAAUUCGUGGAUCACUGAUAUCCAUGAACGUGAAUGCAUCUUCCGUUGGUAUGUUCUUGGGUAAUGCAAUGGGUCCUUAUCUGUCCAUGGAGAUGUUCGGGUACGUGAGCCUCGUUCCGAGUAUCCUCUUCAUGAUCCUCUUCAGUUUGAUACCCGAAUCACCCUACCAUUACCUCCUACACGGAAAUAUCGACAAGGCUGAGGCAUCCUUGAAGUGGUUUAGGCGAGAAUCUGACGUCAAAGCGGAGAUGCGAGAUCUUCAAGAAUUCGUCGAUGGAGCUGAAACUAAUAUUUUCCUAAAGUUGAAGGAGUUCCUCAUGCCAAGUAAUUUAAAGAAACCUCUCGUCAUAAUUGGUGUCUACGUGUUCUCCUACGUGAGUGGACACAGUGCACUGAGUUCUUACGCAGAAAUAAUCCUGAUAAAAAGCAGAAUUGCCGUAAAACCAAGCUUAGUAGUGACGAUCCUUGGAUUCUCUACAAUCGUAGCUGGCUUGGCAUCUAUGUUUCUAGUUGACAAAUUUGGUAGAAAAUGUUUCUUGAUAAUGUCUGGUAUAGGAACAUCGAUAUCUUUGGCACUUUUAGGGUUGCAUUUUCAUCUCCUUUCGUUAGAAUACGAUCCUAACAGCUUGACGUGGUUACCAAUAAUCGCGUUAUUAACAUUUAAUCUCUCCAUGACUUGUGGAUUACAACCGAUUCCAAGCACACUUUUAGGUGAAAUGUUCACUGCAAAUAUGAAAAACAUGGCCUCCUUAUUCGUGAGCUCCAGUAACGCUUUGCUUUCUUUCGCGAGUGCAAAAUCUUAUCAACCUUUCCUAGAUUUAGUCGGUGACAAAUUUGUGUAUUGGACUUACAGUAUUUGUGUGUUAUUUUCGGCGCCAUAUGUCUAUUUUUUAAUCCCGGAAACGUCGGGAAAGAGUCUCAUAGAAAUCCAACGAUCGAUAAAAAAGUGAUAGCGCAUUAAACUCUUCUUUCAAUUUCACAACAGCUUUACCUUGCCUAAAAAAAGAUAGAUCAUUGUAAGAUGAACAAAAAUCAUAAGACUAUAACUUGUACUAUUUAUAAAAUGCAAGUUAAUUGUAAGCUAUUGUAUAAUUAUUUUAAGACACAUUCAUCCUUUGUAAUUUUUCAUUCUAUUAUUUCAUCAUAUAUUUCGACAAUAUAUAUAUAAACAAUACCCAUAAAUGAAGUAAAUUUGUUCAAAUA